UCUGCACUUUGCACUUUUUGGUUAAAUCUUGAUUUAAUCACCAUAGCCUUGACUUAAAAUUUUCUUGUAUAUCUUUCGGAUGCUGGCAUUAUUUCUUAGUAACAUUUAGACAGUCGAACCUUACACAGCUUAUUAGUACAAAAGUCUCUGAAAAAACAAAAUGCCGAAGCCAACAGUGGAUACAUCUUACAUUCUCUCAAGGGGGUCUAGUAAUUUGUCGAUGGUUCCUGAAGAUGAUGAAUUUGACGAUCUGGAAGAAGGCACUGAACAAAUGAGUCGAUUCAGCCUAACCGCUAGCCUAACGCGCACGCAGAGCGUGUUAAUGGACUACAGACAGUUCAAGGCAGCUCGCACAAUUCAGCGUUUCGUACGCGGCUGGCUGGUGCGCCAUCAUCUCAGAAAAGCCCAGGAGUGGGCGAUUGUCAUCCAGAAAUGGUGGCGACGUUUCCAGGCCCAAAGAAAUCUGAACAGUGUGGCCGAAAAGGUCCUGCAAUCGACUAUUUUGGCCCACUAUGACAGGUCUGCCACCCUAAUCCAGACCCUUUAUCGCGGCUGGUGGUCGCGAAAACACGUCUUCGACCUCACCAUGCUCAAGACCCUACAAAACACUCUGGCAAAGGACCUCGUCCACACUCUGGUCAAGUAUAUGUACCUUAUGAAGCGAUCUGAUCUAAUGCCAGGAAUUUACACAAUAAAAGAGUCGGGCAUGUGUCUUAAAACAUUGGAGCAACUGAUGUCAACGUUCGGCUUUCGCUACUUUAACGCUCAGGCCUGCUACAUAAUGAACAAGUCCUUGUCAACGGUGGCUCAGGGGCGUAAGGCGUUUGGAAGCUGUGUCGAUUUCACCGAUGUACCAUAUUCCGGAUUCAAUGACAAGGGCAUGUGCGUGAAUCGGAACUAUUCCGUUGCGAAUUUAAACGCAACGGAACCCGAACACUUCGAAUUGGUUCAGACGUUCCUGGCUGGUCAUCGGAAGAUGGAUAUGGCAGUAACGGUUAAGCUUGAUAAGAUUGCAGCCUCCGCGGUGGAAGAACUUCGACUUAAGCAUUCAAAGGAGCGAAACAACAACAAAAAAAGUUUCAUUAGGCGCAUUAUUCUUGAAAUGCAAAACUGGCACCAUCCAGAUGGGGAACCAAUUCUGCCCAGCGCCAUAUUCAAGAAAAAUGAACUGGAUGCAGUGCUGCACAAUGCAAAGAAGACCCUGGAAUCUCUUUUUGGGCAACUAGAACCGUGUGUUUGUCCCACAACCGAGGACUUAUCCUACCUUGAAAAUCUUUAAGAAAUUAUUCUUAGAUUUGUAUAUUUUUUAUUGAGUGCAAGGCUUAAAAAUAUGGAGUACUUUAAA
This is a messenger RNA of Drosophila gunungcola (fruit fly), 1345 nucleotides long. RefSeq lists its product as uncharacterized. Bases 161 to 1279 code for a protein of 372 amino acids. The transcript has 5 exons. Gene Ontology annotation, cellular component: spindle pole. Gene Ontology annotation, molecular function: protein binding. The record is from RefSeq and is a predicted model, not a curated record. Gene Ontology annotation, biological process: spindle organization; establishment of meiotic spindle localization; mitotic cell cycle. Lineage: Eukaryota; Metazoa; Arthropoda; Insecta; Diptera; Drosophilidae.